CCUGCUCUCUUUUCCCUAGCAAUCCUAUUUCCCACUUUUCUGUGCUCCUCCCUCUUCUACACUAUAGCCACAUAUAUCCUUGUCUUUUUAACCAUCUCUAGCUAGACCUCCCUGUCCUGUCUUUAAGGGCAAAGCACCGUAUAAAUUGAAGGGCAGUUUGCUCACCACAGUAGAGAUUGUUGGGUUUAGUGGUAACCUAGAACGGGCAUUUGGCACUAUGAAGGAGGGUGGCAGGAAACAAGGUGCACCCUCACCAUGUGCAGCAUGCAAGCUUCUAAGGAGAAGGUGCGCCCAAGAUUGCGUGUUUGCCCCUUAUUUUCCAGCAGAUGAGCCCCAGAAGUUUGCAAAUGUGCACAAGGUUUUUGGUGCUAGUAAUGUCAACAAGAUGUUACAGGAACUACCGGUGCAUCAGCGAGGAGAUGCGGUUAGCAGCAUGGUGUAUGAAGCUAAUGCCAGGGUGCGUGAUCCAGUGUAUGGGUGCGUGGGAGCUAUAUCAUCUCUACAGCAACAAAUUAAUGCACUUCAGACCCAGUUGGCAGUGGCUCAGGCAGAGGUGGUGCACCUGCGAGUGAGGCAGUCAGCAACACUAUCAAACCACGGGCUUAGUCCUGCUAGCCCGAGUAAUAGUGGGUCACCAUCUUCUAGGCUCAUGGGGUCCCAAAUGAAGCCGAUGUUCGACAUGGAUAUGGUGGAUCACACCAGCUUAGGAGAGUCAAUGUGGUCAUGCUAGGAUAUGCAUGCUACCUUUUUAUGCCAUGCCUACCCUUACUACUACUAUAUCUAGGUUGAUUCUGUCUCCAAUGUUUUCAAUCUACAUAUAUAUAUUUUUUUUAUUUUUUUUAUUUUGAUAUCAUAAUUAUGUAUUUGUAUGGGUAAAGGGGUAUAGCACAAAAUAGUAGUGGUAAUGGUAAUGGUAGUAAUGAUAAUGAUAGUAGCGCUCGUAAUGAUAAUGAUAAUGCUCGUAGUGAUAAUAGUAAUAAUACCCGUAGUGAUAAUAGUAAUUGAGUGAUAAUAUUAGUGGUGAUUGUCUCAACGUAAAUUUAUUUAAAUAUUUUGUUUCUAGAUUAACUGACUUAACACUAUAGUAAAUAGUUAUGUAUUGGUUGAUUAUGGACUUUAUGGGUAAACAUUGGAUGGAUUUUCCAUAUAAGCUAAGUAAUAUAUUGACUUUGGUUUUCCCUCUUUUGUUUUUA
Molecule: messenger RNA, 1193 nt
Organism: Populus euphratica (Euphrates poplar)
Lineage: Eukaryota; Viridiplantae; Streptophyta; Magnoliopsida; Malpighiales; Salicaceae
Product: LOB domain-containing protein 4-like
Exons: 2
Coding region: 218-730 (170 amino acids)
Source: RefSeq, a predicted model, not a curated record